This is a messenger RNA of Lytechinus variegatus (green sea urchin), 4796 nucleotides long. RefSeq names its product histone-lysine N-methyltransferase eggless-like. The coding region runs from base 107 to 4597 and encodes 1496 amino acids. The record is from RefSeq and is a predicted model, not a curated record. The transcript has 30 exons. Gene Ontology annotation, biological process: heterochromatin organization; negative regulation of gene expression. Gene Ontology annotation, cellular component: nucleus. Gene Ontology annotation, molecular function: zinc ion binding; DNA binding; histone H3K9 methyltransferase activity. NCBI's taxonomy places the organism in Eukaryota, Metazoa, Echinodermata, Echinoidea, Temnopleuroida, Toxopneustidae.
CGGCGGAGUUGUUAAAAAAAACAAACAUCCGCAUCUUCUGUUGUCGUUGACCCUGUUUUAAGAUGCUUUGCUGGUGUGACUAGAAAGCUAAACUGAGAGGCUCACGAUGGCGGAGAUUGCUGAGGCAUUCAUGUUGAAGGUAACGGCUGGAUUAGAUGAGCAGCUUGCCGAACUUGACAAGAAAAUUACAAGGUUUAAUGCUGAUGUCACACCCCAGAAUGAGAAGCUCCUGAAUGAUAUCGGGACCGUUCACCACCGAUGUGAAGAGCUACAUGACGAAAUUCAGGGUCUACUAAAUAAGCAAGGAGAACGGGAGAAAGCUGCGAAGGAGAGACAAGAUGAAUACGACAAGAACCACCUCUUCAAGUCGCCCAUCUCACCAAGCAGCAACCCCAAGACGAUCCAUGAACUCUAUGAAGAGAUGGACCUCCUCGACAUCGAUUCAGAUGAAGACAAUGACCACGACAGUGGCAAUGAGAUGGGCGAUGGUGACAAUGAUGACGUGCAUUCUGAAGAUGAGAUCAUCUUCAUUGGAAAAACUGACCUUCCUCCAACAAGCCAGAAGCGAUCAGCUAAUGAGGCACGGUUGACGCCACCCAACCCUUUAAGUCGACCAGUCGGACCCAUGGACAAGGAGACUGUAGGAAAGACAGCAACACCGCCACGUACUUCACCACAGAAAGCCACACCCGUCUCCAAACUCAACACGAUAACACCUCAAUCAUCAUCAUCAUUACCAAGUACUCAGGAGUCCCCGAAGGCAGCUAGUGUGUCCCCUGUCACCUUAGCAUCGAGAACAUCCUCCACGACAGCACCUGUCAUGACCCAGACUGUAACGGUUGAAAGUGCAGGAAGCACUCCCGGUAGAACCACUGUUGCCAAGGUUCAACAAGACGGGAACACAAGCACUAUAGUUAUACCAGCAUCCAUGCUUCCUCGGCCGAAGAACUUGCCAAACGCACAACAGUCCAACGCGCCAUUGCGUUUCCUCAUGCUGACCACUGCUAAGAAUGCAGCUGGUCAGGAGGUAAAGAGCGUGAAGACUUUGCUCUUGCAGAAUCCUCAAGGGGUACCCCUCAAUGGCCAAGUUGUCUUGAAGAUCCAAGAUGGACAACAGAAUCAGCUGAUGCAGCCAUCAUCACAGGUCCUUCAGGUUUUGCCACAUGGCAAGGCUCAAGGAACCCCUUCUGCUCCUGCAGGAAAACGUCCUCCAGGAUCUGCAGAACCUUCCAAGACUUCUUCCGAGGUUGUGGAGAUCGUUGACGACGACGAUGACAUUGUGAUGGUUAGUAGCACUCCAGCAACCUCUGCUGCCAAGAAGAGUACUCCCGUCAAAGCUAUGGCCAGAGCACCAUCGGCCAUUCCUGGACAAGAUGGAAGUCCUGGAAAGGUUCGUCAAGGAGUUCAACUGAUCCAUGGGGCUGACUAUGAUGCUCAUCUGAUGGAAGGAGAAGAAAUGAUGUUUGGAGAUGAUGAAGCAACGUUGCCAGGGCUUGUUGAAGGCAAGAAGGUGUUGGCCAAAGGGGAAGAGAGUUUCUGGUAUCAGGGCAUACUCAUUGGACCUCCUAUACAUCAUAAAGGAAUGAAAAAGUAUAAAGUGAAAUUUGAGCAUGGACGCAAACGGCUGUUAUCCAGCAAGUUUUUGGCUGUCAUCACAUCUUCCAAACCAGCAGACCUUGCCGUGGGUAUAAGGGUAGUUGCUUCUUACCUGGUGGAGGAGGGAGCCAAGACAAAAGGAAUGUAUGCUGGAAUUAUAGCAGAGGUCCCGAUGAAGACGAAUAGAGGAAGAUAUUUGGUGUUUUUUGAUGACGGGUAUGCUCAGUAUCUUUCAUGUGAUAAGAUCCAUAUUGUCUACCAUUCAAGUGCGUGUGUUUGGGCGGAUGUAGAUAUUUUCUCACGGAAUUUCAUCCGUGAGUACCUCGAUAAAUACCCUGACCGGGCCAUGGUCAAUCUGAAGAAAGACCAGUUAGUCAUGACAGAGUGGAAUGGCAAAUGGUGGAAUGCUCGAGUACUGGAGGUUCAAGGAAGUCUUGCUAACAUGCUGUUUGCAGCCACCCCAUCACGGAGAGCAGAGACCGAAUGGAUUUACAGAGGAUCCACUCGGCUCAAACCCCUUCUUGACUUGGGUGACAAGAAGAACGCUGGGAUCAACACUGUUCCUACCCCUGAACAACUGAAACACAAUCUUCCAUAUGUAGAGAUGACGAAGGUUCAUUCAGACCACAUCUUGCCAGAACGACAGAUACCUCAACCCAAGCCAGCAAUGCUGGGAAGUCUUAAUAAUCAACAAUCACCUUCGAUGACAUCAUCAUCGUAUCACUUCUCACAGCUACUACAACAGUGCGCACAGCAGACUGCAAAUGCUCCCUCGUUUGCCAAAAAAUCCUCAUCGUCCGCCAGCUCUGUUAGCACUUCAUAUGAGAGCAGCAGGAAUGAACAUAAAAAGAAGAAAAAGAAGAAGAACAAGCACAGGGAAAGAAGGAAAGAUCGGUAUGAAGAGGAUAAACUGUUUGAACCAGAGACUCGAGUAGAUCGUUUCGUGAGGAAGGAGCGACUUAGAUAUGUCCCCCAUGUUUGUAGUCCCCUCUGCCUUGGAUCAACGCCUCAAGUGGUUGAUCGUACUCGGAACCCACUCCUGGUACCCCUGGAUCUGGGCUGGGUGAGAGAGCUAUGUAAGCAGGGCGGGAGCAGCUACAAGAGACACGUCGUCUACAGGGCGCCUUGCGGGAAGAGUCUGUGUUCCUUUGAUGAUGUUUCCAGAUAUCUAAGAGAAACCAAAUCGGAAGUGUUAUCUAUAGAUCGAUUCACCUUUGCGUCACAUGUCCACAUCAGUUUCAAACAGCGGAAUACCAGACAGAAUAGUCGUUUCUAUUACAUGGAGCUUCCUGACCUGUCGAAUGGUGUCGAGAAAGUUCCUGUGUCUUGUGUGAAUGAGUACGAUACCGAUGAGCCACCUCCCCUGAAAUACAUGACGGAGCGUCAGGCGGUCUUGAGGGGGUCAAAGGUCAACACAGAUCCAAACUUCCUCGUAUGCUGUGAAUGUACCGAUGAUUGUUCAGAUGCUAGUAAGUGCGCCUGUAGGCAGUUGACAAUUUCAUCAUCAGCGUGGACACGGGAUGGCAAGCCUAAGCCGGAUGUUGGAUACAAGAACAGACUACUCAAAGAUCAAGUCCAAACAGGGAUAUUCGAAUGCAAUGAUAAUUGCAAAUGUUCAAAUCGCUGUGAGAAUAAGGUUGUACAGAACGGGCUUUCACUGAGAUUACAAGUCUUUAAGACAUAUGACAGGGGAUGGGGUAUACGUUGCUUAGACGACAUACCCAAAGGCAUGUUUGUUUGUACGUACGCCGGUCAGAUAUGGAAUGAGGAAGAGGCAAAUCGGAAAGGAAAAGAGCACGGGGACGAGUAUUUCGCCGAGUUAGACUUCAUCGAGAAUGUGGAGGCCAAGAAGGAAGGUUAUGAGAGCGACGUCGAGGAUCCAAUCGACAAUGACCUUUCCGACAAGGAUUCAGAUGACUCUAAUCAGAAAACUCAAAGUUCCUCAGAUGAAGACUUUAAUACAGCUCAAUCAGAACUGUCUAGCGACGAUUCUGCUGACAUCAUCAACCCUUCAUCUAAGGCUAAUACCAAGGAUUCAACCAAUCAAAAGGAGUCAUCCGGUGGAACUCGGCUGGUCUUACGAAGACAAUCUGAGAGCACAGAUCAAAGUCAAUGGUCUGUAUCUCUAGCCAGUCCCAACGCGAAGAAGGAUGCGACCCCUCCCCGAUCUACCCCUGGGGUGGGGUCAUCAGUGUCGACACCGGAGAGUCAGAAAGCGGCAUUGCUGAAGUACGGUUACGACCCAAGCCUUUGCAAAGAGGUUCUGGACCAAAAACAGGUGGAGGCGUUUAGACAACGGAGGCAGGCUAGAAAUCGACAAGCGUCAGGAGUCAACAGUGAAGAAGACGGUAAAAGAGAAACCACACCAUCAUCAGGAAGCAACAACGAUGACGACAUCAAAAUAGUAGGAGUGCAAGGUUUGUCAUCAACGAAGGAGGAGGAGGAUGAUAAGAAAGUUGCCAUGGAAACGGAUUUGAAGCGAGAGGGCAGUGUUUCCAAGUCGCUGAGUGAACUUGGUUUAGAAGAGACCAAGGAUGAGGACGAUAAGGACAAGAAACCUCCCAAGCCUAAAGUGACAGGGCCAAGAGCGAGGAAAUCAACAAACUCUCGGAUGAGACAACGUUACAUGGGUAGUCCUGGAAACUCAUUGGAAACGACACAGACACAGAAGAAGGAGGAGGAGGAAAAAGAUGAAAGGAAAUCAUCUCAUCCCAGCUUGAGAAGUCUGUAUGGUGAAACCCAUUGCUAUGUGAUGGAUGCUAAGUACAUGGGAAACCUUGGCAGAUAUCUCAAUCAUAGCUGCAGACCUAAUCUAUUUGUCCAGAAUGUCUUUGUCGAUUCACAUGAUCUGCGAUUUCCAUGGGUAGCUUUCUUUGCAGCUCAGUUCAUCAGAGCCGGAAGUGAGCUGAACUGGGAUUACAUGUACGAGGUGGGGUGUGUCCCUGGAAAAGAAAUCAAAUGUCUUUGUAAAAAUCCGGACUGCCGAGGGAGGCUUUUGUAACUAAUAUCGACAACUUGCACCGUGAAAACACAAACUGAAUCUGAAAUGAAACUCGCGUCCUUUUGGGCAAAGCUGUCCUUGAGUUGCAAGCGACUUCAUGAAUGACUGGUGAUCCUUUCUCAUGGUAGGUUAUACACAUCUGUGGUCCGUUGCAGAAAGAGUUGCGUUCAAACGCAAGUCCCAAAUGCGCGCUGUUGAU